Messenger RNA from Sphaerodactylus townsendi, 1880 nucleotides. It is a transcript of the gene ENPP1, whose product is annotated as ectonucleotide pyrophosphatase/phosphodiesterase 1. Gene Ontology annotation, cellular component: cell surface. Gene Ontology annotation, biological process: ATP metabolic process; regulation of bone mineralization; nucleoside triphosphate catabolic process. The record is from RefSeq and is a predicted model, not a curated record. The coding region runs from base 159 to 1880 and encodes 573 amino acids. Gene Ontology annotation, molecular function: scavenger receptor activity; phosphodiesterase I activity; polysaccharide binding. Lineage: Eukaryota; Metazoa; Chordata; Lepidosauria; Squamata; Sphaerodactylidae. The transcript has 17 exons.
GGAUCCGGGACGUUGGGUUCCUCACUCCCCCAGUUUGUGCAGCCGGAGGGACGCUCGUCAAAGCCGAGGAGGCAGAGGCGGCGCCAAGGCAGCUCGCCGGCCGCUUAUUAACAGAAGCAGCAAGAGGCGGGGGGAAAGCAAGACGCGCCUGGGGGACAAUGGAGAACAGCGACGGCGCUAGCAACAGCCAAGCCAAAGGCAACCCGCCCGCGGGUCACAGCCAAGGAAAAACCCUCCGCAGCGAUGGGGCUGCUGCAGGAGCAGAGCUGCAGAAUUCAGUCGCGGUGCCUAUGUUGUCGGCCAUGGAGGUAGCGGAGGAGCCGGAGAAAGCGGUGCCCAGAGGCAAAGACAAGGAACCCCACACCUACAAAGUGCUCUCCCUGGUAUUGUGUGUCAUUGUGCUAACAACAAUUUUAGGGUGCAUAUUUGGAUUGAAGCCUAGCUGUACGAGAGAUGUUAAAACCUGCAAAGGCCGCUGCUUUGAGCGAACAUUUGGAAGUUGCCGCUGUGACAGUGAAUGUGUUAAACUUGGAAACUGCUGUUUAGAUUUCCAGGAAGCCUGUAUUGAACCUGCUCAUACAUGGACCUGUACAAAGUUUCGAUGUGGUGAGAAGAACCGAUCAGAAUAUCACUGCUCCUGUUCAGAUGACUGUGUGAAAAAUAAUAAUUGCUGUGUCAAUUAUUACUCAGUUUGUGAAGGAAAGUCAAGCUGGCUUCAAGACGAAUGUGAAGAUAUUAAAGAACCCCAGUGUCCAGACGGAUUUACAAAGCCUCCAGUGUUGUUGUUUUCUUUGGAUGGAUUCAGGGCUGAGUAUUUGCACACAUGGGGUGGACUUCUUCCUGUUAUUAGCAAAUUACAAAAAUGUGGAACAUACACAGAUGGCAUGAGACCAGUGUAUCCAUCAAAAACAUUUCCCAAUCAUUACAGCAUUGUCACGGGCUUAUAUCCAGAAUCACAUGGACUAGUUGACAACAAAAUGUAUGAGCACAAGAGAAAUGCUUUUUUCACGCUGAAAAAUGAAGAGAAGUUCAAUCAACAGUGGUACCUAGGACAGCCAAUUUGGCUGACAGCUUUGUAUCAAGGACAAAAAUCUGCUUCAUUCUUCUGGCCUGGUUCAGAUGUUGAUGUUAACGGAAGUUUUCCAAAUAUUUACAAAAUAUAUAAUAGGUCAAUACCAUUUGAAGAAAGAGUAACAACCUUCCUUAGUUGGCUACAGCUACCAGAAGACAAAAGACCACACUUUUACACUCUGUAUUUAGAAGAACCAGAUUCUUCAGGCCACAUGUAUGGACCAGUCAGUAGUAAAACCAUUCAGGCAUUACAGAGAGUGGACACAGUGGUUGGGAUGUUGUUGGAUGGUCUUAAACAAAUGAACCUGCACAAUUGCAUCAAUAUCAUUCUUCUCUCUGAUCAUGGGAUGGAGGAAGCUAGCUGCAGUAAAACAGCAUAUCUGAAUACCUACUUGGAUGAUGUUAGAAAUUUGACCAUAGUAGGUGGCCCUGCAGCUCGCUUAAGGCCAAACAAUGUUCCAGAUGAGUAUUUCUCUUUUGAUUAUGAAAACACUGUCAGAACCCUUACAUGCUUAGUCCCAGAUCAGCAUUUCAAAGUAUACAUGAAACAUCAACUCCCCAAGCGAUUUCACUAUGCUAAGAGUGACCGAAUUGAACCAGUGCAUUUUUAUAUGGAUGAGCAGUGGCAAUUUGCUCGAAUGCCAUCUGAGUUAAAAUAUUGCAAAGGUGGAUUCCAUGGGUCUGACAAUACAUUUGCAAAUAUGCAGGCUCUGUUUAUUGGCUUUGGACCUGGAUUCAAGUUUCAAACCAAAGUCGAUCCCUUUGAAAAUAUUGAAGUCUACAAUUUAAUGUGUGGUAUGAUGAAGUAG